Messenger RNA from Centropristis striata (black sea bass), 5201 nucleotides. RefSeq names its product polymerase (RNA) mitochondrial (DNA directed) (gene polrmt). Lineage: Eukaryota; Metazoa; Chordata; Actinopteri; Perciformes; Serranidae. The transcript is spliced from 21 exons. Gene Ontology annotation, biological process: mitochondrial transcription. Gene Ontology annotation, cellular component: mitochondrial DNA-directed RNA polymerase complex. The record is from RefSeq and is a predicted model, not a curated record. Bases 44 to 3982 code for a protein of 1312 amino acids. Gene Ontology annotation, molecular function: mitochondrial promoter sequence-specific DNA binding; protein binding; DNA-directed RNA polymerase activity.
GGCUGCCUAGAGCGCAGAAGUAACGCGGUUAUUACAUGUCAACAUGUCCCUUCUCAGAGUCUGUGCCUUUGUCAAAUGUCUCAAUCGUCGCAGUUUAUUGGAAAAAGGAGCCGUUCGCGUGUCUCUCGCGGACCGAUGUCAUCUGUGUGCGUCGCUAAGAAACGGAGGAGUCAGACGGAUAUCAGAGACACCCUCGCAGCUUCAAAGAAGUAAAGUUUCUUAUGUACUCCCAAAGAGAGAAGAUACAAAGAAACGUGUCCUGGAACAGUCUCAGCUGUUAGACGUGCUUGAGGCCAGAAUCCAUCAACUCCAAUCAGACACCGUAAUAAAUGUCCAGCAUGCAAAGGUUCAAUUUAUCAAAGCCCCCUCUUCUGGAAGAGGGGCUUUAUCUGGCAACGGUCCGAAAAUCACACAUAAGGAGAAAACUGACAUUCCUAAACCAGGACAGACUGCUGCUAAAGGAGCUUCUACAACUCAUCUGAGCCGCUGGACGGCAAAAUUAACUCGGGAGGAGAAAAGAUUUCAGAAGAAUGUGAAGCAAAAACCUGCAGCCAAAUCCAAAGCUAGCAAAAGGGACUCCAUGGCCCCUGGUACAUCACACCAAACUAUAUCUGCCACUGGUAAAAAGAGCAAAGUGAAACUGUCUGAUCAGAAACGUGCUGCAGUUUUUCAAGCUCCCUCCACUGCUGCAGCGGGGACAACAGUCACAGCACAUAAUGUAUCUAAAGGGACACAGAAGGGGUCUCAAAAUCAGGUCUGGGGUGAAGAGGGCCACAUGAAGACUGGCACUGAUGCACAGGACUGGGCUAAUCCGGAGUGGAGGCUCAGUCAGCAAGACAGCCAGUCGACUUCUUCAAAUAAACCAAAGUGCCUACAGGAGGAGGGGGAGCCUUCAUGCCAGGACAUCCAGCUGAGCAUCCAGUCUUUUCUAGAGGCCUGUGUGUUUAAUGGGGACUUUGAGAGGGCGCACAAUUUUCUACUCGGUCAGCACAAAUCGUUGAGACGACGUAAACAUCUGAACACAAACGUCUAUAACAUCAUGAUGAAGAUGAUGGCCAAGAGGGGCACAUUAAGUCAGAUUGGCCGCGUAUUUCUGCUCUUAGACUUGGCUGGUCUGAAGCCAAAUGCGGGAUCCUACUGUUCUGCCCUGGAGUGGAUGGGCCGCCAGCCAAACUGCCACCCAAAGGUCAUCACAAGGUGCCUGCAACAGAUGGAGGAGGACGGCCUGUCUGUAGACGACCUGUUCACCCAGUGUGUGUUCCGGCAAGAUGAGAGAGACAUGGUGCUAAAGGCCAUACGCAUUGUCCAGCCUGACUACCAGCCCAGCCUUCACUUCAACACCAGCCAGAGCUUAUCUACCCUGGUGGAGGACUACUACACAAAGAGGGUGGACCACCGUUACCCCAAAGUGGAUUUCACUAGGGAGGAGCUUCAGGAGCGUUUUAAACGUCAGCUCAGCUUGGAGCAGGCGUGCAUCGUCACCAUCGACUCUGUGGAAGCUGCCAAGCCCAUCACUGAGAACAUGGCCAGAAUGAGGGAGCUGCUGGAGGAGCAGCGGGCCCAGUGGAGGAAGGUCCUCCUCCAGGCCCUGAAGGAGAGUAAGAUGAUCCUCGCUAAAGCCAACAACAAGGUCCACAGGCUCAACCUCUACCCCCUCCUCUGUGUGCUGGAGGAUAGAGAGUAUGUUGACAUCAUGUUGCAGAGCAUCGCCACCCUGCCUCCCGCUGGAGACUCACUGAAGAACAUAGCCAACAUUCUGGGCAACAGUGUGUACACCAAGUACUGUGUGCGGCAGAAGCACCAAAAUCAAAUGGUGGAAAAGUUGGGCAACAUAUACAACGCUUACACAGACCUGCUGGCCAAAGAUACAAAGGAGUACGACGUCCUCCCCAGCGAGCAGUGGUGUAAGCUGGAGGCGGAGCACAGUUCAGGCCCCACGCUGCAGGGGGUCGAGACCCACUGGCCGUACGCAGUAACGGUGGAGCUGGGCACGUACAUGAUGGAGUUGAUGGUCAAAAACCUCAAAAUUAAUAGCGACAUCCUGAACCCGGCUUUUGACAGGAAGCGCAUCCCCAUCAUCUACCACAUGUACACCUUCAGAGACACCCGGCAGAUCGGCGUCAUCAAGCCCCACCCCAUCCUGGUCCAGAUCCAGCAGGAGGCCGUGGAGGCCAAGUUGACCUUUGACUCCUCUGCGAUGCCGAUGCUGUGCCCUCCCGUGCCCUGGACUUCUGUCAAGUUUGGAGCCUACCUGCUGACCCCCACCAAGCUGAUGCGCUCAGUGGAAGGGGCCACGCAACACGAGGUGUUGCUGGAGAAAUGCGAGAACCUCCGAGCGGUCCUGGACUCUCUCAACCAGCUGGGGAGCUGCGCCUGGACUGUCAACAAACCCUUGUUGGAUAUUAUUAUCUCCAUCUUUAAUGAUCGGGGGAGUGAUAAGCUAGACAUCCCUCCUCCUCUCACAGAGGCCCCCAAAAUACUCCACUUUAAUCCCCAAGAUCCCACUUAUACUGCCUCUGAGAAGGCCCAGAUGAAGAAGAAGAUGGUUGCUGCCAAAAAGAAGUACAAUGAGAUGCUCAGCCUGCGUAUUACUGCUUUAUAUAAACUCUCCAUCGCUAAUCACAUGCGGGACGAGAUCUUCUGGUUCCCUCACAACAUGGACUUCCGAGGACGGACCUACCCCUGUCCUCCGUACUUUAACCACCUAGGAAGUGAUGUCACACGGGCUCUGCUUUUGUUUGCAGAGGGGAAGCCCCUCGGCCCGAAGGGACUGGACUGGCUAAAGAUCCACUUCGUCAAUCUGACGGGACUGAAGAAGAGGAGCUCAAUAGAGGGACGGCUGGAGUACGCUAACAGUACUAUGGAGGACAUCCUGGACUCUGCAGACAACCCUCUCACUGGUAAGAAGUGGUGGAUGGAAGCAGACGAGCCUUGGCAGGCGUUGGCCUGCUGCAUGGAGAUCGCCAAGGCUGUGAGAUCUCCAGACCCAACUCAGUUCAUCUCUCAUUUUCCUGUCCACCAGGACGGCUCCUGUAAUGGUCUCCAGCACUAUGCUGCUCUAGGCAGAGAUGUUAUUGGUGCCACAUCAGUCAACCUGGCGCCCUGUGACGUCCCCCAGGACGUGUACACCGGAGUAGCACAGCAGGUGGAGGAGUACCGAGCACGGGAUGCAAAAAGCGGUGUGAAGAUCGCCAAGGUCCUGGAGGGCUUCAUCAGCAGGAAGGUGGUGAAGCAGACGGUGAUGACUGUGGUUUACGGGGUCACGCGAUACGGGGGACGCCUCCAGAUCGAGAAGAGGCUGAAGGAGAUUGAUGAGUUCCCAACGGAGUUUGUAUGGGAUGCAUCUCAUUACCUGGUGGAGAUGGUGUUCAGCAGCUUAAAGGAGAUGUUUACAGGGACCAGAGAGAUCCAGGAUUGGCUGACAGAAAGCGCCAGACUCAUCUCCAAAUCUGGCCACACGGUGCAGUGGGUGACGCCGCUGGGUUUACCCAUAAUUCAGCCCUACCACCACACACGCACCGUGAUGCUGAAGAGUAACAUGCAACACUUCAGCGUCCAGAUCAGCCACGACAACAAAGAGAUGCCAGACACAGUUAAACAGAAGAAUGCCUUUCCUCCAAACUUCAUCCACUCUCUGGAUUCAACACACAUGAUGCUGACUUCACUCCACUGCUACAGUGCUGGCCUGACAUUUGUCUCGGUUCAUGACUGUUUCUGGACCCACGCCAUCACCGUGGACACCAUGAAUAAGAUCUGUCGGGAGCAGUUUGUGGCUCUGCACAGCCAGCCGAUCCUCCAGGACCUGUCCACCUUCCUGCUGAACAAAUACCGCCACGCCCCCCCGACGCAGGCCAAGAACAAGAACAAGAAGUUCCAGAAGGCCCAUAACGACAAGAAGCUGAUGUUGCAGCUGGCCAAAGUGCCCCAGACAGGUGAUUUUGAUCUCCAGCAGGUGAAAGAAUCCACUUUUUUCUUCAGCUGAGGCUGAUGAGGGGAUCCAGUGGAGGGAGAUGAUGGAUCUGACAGCCUGCUGCAGGGAGCCUGAAGCCCCCCGAGUCUCCCUCAGACAUCAGGACAUUGAUCCAGCAGCCAGCUUCCUGGUCCUCAGGCUGCUGGAGCUGCUGGACCCGCCUGAUUAACUGACUAGUGGGCUGAUGGAGGGACGGGCGGGAUCCUCAUCCUGGAGAAAUGAUGAGAAAUCAGCAAUGGAUGGGAAUGUUAAGGCUCCAAUCAGUGAACAGUACCUCUUAGAAUGGACGAUUAGACCAUAUUCAGGUAUAUAUAUAUAUAUAUAUAUAUAUAUAUAUAUAUAUAUAUAUAUAUAUGCGUGUAUACAGGAGCCAUGCAGACUUCAUCACUCAGCAACACUGAUGCUGCUCGAUAAACUUUCACCUGAAACAGUAAUUGCUAGUGAUUGGAGCGCUGACUCUCCCAGCUAAUCAUCGAUCCCAUCACCCGCUGGAUGGCAGGAUGCUCUCUGACAGAAACAUUUUCUGAAUAAGUUUAAAGAAGAGGUGUUUUAGAGAAAAUUAAGGAUGAAGUGAAAGAAGAGUGAGUCAGGAAGAUGUUGGAUAUACACUACCGGUCAAAAGUUUUAGAACACACCAACUUUUCCAGAAUUUAAUUGAAAAUGAUGCAGUUUAAUGUCUCAGUGUACUCUGAAAUUAAUGCACAUUUGCAACAUUUUAAAUUAAUUAUUGAGCAUGAUAGUGUUUGAAAGUAAAAAAAAGAUUCAAAAUCACAUUUUAUGUUGGACUAAAGGACUAAAAAAAGACACAAAAUGACCAAAAAAAGACACAAAAUGACAAAAAAAUAAGAGACAAAAUGACCAAAAAAAGACACAAAAUGACUUACAAAGACAUGAAAAGAAUUCAAAAAUAGCCCAAGACUCCAUAGAGUUAAGUUGUUAACCCAUUUCUUGUUCCCUGAAAAAGGCCUACUUGUAUAAUUCUGAAAUGUACAUUAUUUUCCAGUUUUGGUUAAGCUUACCUUUUUUUAUUUACCUCUGGCAGUUCACCACUUACCUUUGGACCCUUUCAAGCUGUUCAUUUGACUGGAACUGCUUGAAUUUCAAUAAAAAACUGGAAAAAUUGGGCUGUUCUAAAACUUUUGACCGGUAGUGUAUCUUUAAUCUCCAUUCGUACCUUCUCGGAAUGACUAAGCAUCUGACAAUAACCUAAAAAUAAAUGUGUUUCUUAAAA